Molecule: messenger RNA, 1128 nt
Organism: Arachis duranensis
Lineage: Eukaryota; Viridiplantae; Streptophyta; Magnoliopsida; Fabales; Fabaceae
Product: auxin-responsive protein SAUR36
Exons: 1
Coding region: 490-963 (157 amino acids)
Biological process (GO): response to auxin
Source: RefSeq, a predicted model, not a curated record
ACUUCAUUGGCGUGUGGACCGCACAAAACACAUUUCUCUUCACUUAGCUUCCUUCUACCUUCUUUCUUUCUUUCUUCAACAUAAUCGUCUUUAUCUCUUAGAUUCUAAUAUUCUAUACUUCAUCAACAUCGAUCAUCGCACUUCUUCUCCCUAUAUACAAGCUUAUGCAUGGUUUUGAGUUAUUAGAUAUCUAUAAGUCUAUAUAUUCUGAGUUUUUAAGGUGGUGGUUGUUGGAAUGAAGCAACCUUCAACUCAUCAUAUCAUUGGCAACCAUGUCAAACAUACCCACUUCUCUCUCUGAAAUUUGUCUCACUCAGUUUCGCUUAGCUAUGUCCAUAGCAGAUCCAUGGCCCUUCUCAUAAGCCUCACCUACACCUUAGCAUAACCCUCUCAAUCUCACCACCUCAAAAAAGAACCCAUAACUUCUGUUCUAUUGCUCUUUUUCUUUUUGUUUUUAUUUUUAUUUUCUAUUUUCUACUCUCAGAAAGCAUGAGAUUCAAGCUCGGGAAGCGUGCGAUUCGGGUCACCCGCUGGGUCUUCAGACGGAUCAAGAUCCGACCCGUGUACCAACGGUUGGACGGGUCAUCACGGAAGCCCAUGUCAAAGCUUCUCAAUUGGGGCCGCAAGUUGACUAGUGGGGCGAAGUUGUUAUGUAAUUCUACAAAAAUCGGGUCGGGCUAUACUCGGGUUGGGGCUGACCCGAAUCCUCCCGUGCCUAAGGGAUACUUGGCUGUGUAUGUAGGGCAAAAGGACGGUGGCGAGUUCCGGCGCGUGCUUGUGCCGGUGGUUUACUUCAACCAUCCCUUAUUUGGAGAGUUGCUUCGCGAGUCGGAGGCCGAGUUCGGAUACCACCACCCGGGCGGGAUCACGAUACCUUGCCGGGUCACUGAGUUUGAACAAGUCAAGACCCGGAUUGCAUCCGGAUCGGCUUGUAAGAGGCUUACGUGGCUGCGGCAUCAUUAAUGAUAUAUAAUUGUGGUGGUGAAUUCAUUGGAAUUAGAUUUUAAUGAUAUUAAAAAAAGAAAAGAAAAAUGGAUUCACUUGGAAUUUUGUUUAUAUAUUACUAGGUUGUAAUUAUUUCUGACCCUUUUUUUGUCAAUAAAAAAUUUGGGGUUACUCUUUUUUCAA